Molecule: messenger RNA, 2532 nt
Organism: Lotus japonicus
Lineage: Eukaryota; Viridiplantae; Streptophyta; Magnoliopsida; Fabales; Fabaceae
Product: dynamin-related protein 4C-like
Exons: 1
Coding region: 278-2308 (676 amino acids)
Cellular component (GO): microtubule; membrane; cytoplasm
Molecular function (GO): GTPase activity; microtubule binding; GTP binding
Source: RefSeq, a predicted model, not a curated record
GCACCUUAAUUAAUUAAUGUAAGAGUUUUACAGGAACUUACAACUAUGCAUUUACGAGGAACCAUUUGAUUUCCUAAACUUAGAAGACCCCAAGAGGCAAGAGCUCAGCUGUAAUUACAACUCCCCACAAAAGCUCAACUUAAGUGCUUCCUUUCUUCAAGAUAUACCAAACGACCCUUCAUUUGAGCUCUUGUUCACUAUAAAUAUGCAUUUGAUAAAGCAUACCAAACAGUUCUAAUUAUAUCCAUUUUGCACCUUAUUAGUGUCUCCACUAAAAAUGAGUUCAGCAAAGAAAACCAAGGCUUCUACUGCAAACCAACGUGCUGGUCCACUUGCAUUAGUCCAGCUUGAUGAACAGCCUCAACCUCUUGCUGUUGUUGCCCCAAUAGUUUCAUCCUACAAUGAGAAAAUUCGCCCUGUUCUUGAUGCUGUUGAAAACCUGAGGCGUCUCAACAUUGCUAAGGAGGGAAUACAACUUCCCACAAUUGUUGUUGUUGGUGACCAAUCUUCAGGGAAGUCCAGUGUCCUUGAAUCUCUUGCUGGUAUUAGCUUACCCCGUGGCCAAGGCAUUUGCACUAGGGUGCCUUUGAUUAUGAGACUACAAAACCACCCUCUUCCAAAGCCAGAACUUAUUUUGGAGUUCAAUGGCAAAACCAUAUCAACCGAUGAAGCACAUGUCUCUGAAGCGAUAAACCUUGCCACUGAGGAGCUUGCUGGUUCUGGCAAAGGGAUUUCCAACAACCCUUUGACUCUUCUGGUGAAGAAGAAUGGUGUUCCCGAUCUAGCAAUGGUUGAUCUUCCAGGCAUUACCAGGGUGCCUGUUCAUGGCCAACCUGAGAAUAUUUAUGACCAGAUUAAGGAUAUUAUCAUGGAGUACAUUACUCCUGAUGAAAGCAUCAUCUUGAAUGUUCUUUCUGCCACUGUUGAUUUCACUACUUGUGAGUCCAUUAGGAUGUCACAGAGUGUUGACAAAACUGGUUUGAGGACACUUGCUGUGGUUACAAAGGCUGAUAAGUCUCCAGAAGGCUUGCUAGAGAAGGUUACUGCUGAUGAUGUUAACAUUGGUCUGGGCUAUGUAUGUGUCAGAAAUCGCAUUGGAGAAGAGUCUUAUGAGGAAGCAAGAAUUGAAGAAUUGAAGCUGUUUGAGAAUCACCCUCUUCUUUCCAAAAUAGACAAAUCCAUUGUGGGUAUUCCAGUUUUAGCUCAAAAGCUUGUUCAGGUUCAGGCUACGAUCAUAUCUAAAACUUUGCCAGAGAUUGUGAAGAAAAUCAACGAGAAGCUUGCAAGCAAUUUAUCUGAGUUAGAAAAAUUGCCUCCCAACCUAUCAUCAAUAGCUGAUGCUAUGACUACUUUCAUGCAUAUUGUUGGGUUGUCUAAAGAUUCUCUGAGAAAGAUUCUUCUAAUGGGAGAUUUUGGGGAGUUUUCUGAAGAGAAAGAAAUGCACUGCACUGCAAGGUUGGUGGAGAUGCUUGAUAAGUAUGCAAAAAAUCUCAACAAAUGUUCUGAAAGUGAACCGACCAAGGAUUUUCUUGUGGAAGAGAUAAGGAUGCUGGAGGAAGCCAAAAUGAUUGGUCUUCCAAACUUUAUGCCGAGAACUGUGUUUCUUACUAUACUUCAGAGGAAAGUGAAGGCAAUCGCAUUUGUGCCAAUAGAGUUUGUUGAUAAGGUAUGGGACUAUCUUGAAACAGUGGUGAUUUCUGUUCUAACACUUCAUUCUGGAAAUUAUUAUCAGCUUCAGGUUUCAACAAGAAGAGCAGGACAGAGCCUCAUUGCAAAGAAGAAGAAAAAUUCAAUCAAACAUGUGUUGGAAGCCAUUGAAAUGGAGAAGCACACUGAUUACACUUGUAACCCUGAGUACUCUCAGGAGUAUACUAAGCUGAUAUCUCAUCAAGAUGCUUUUGUGAAUCAAGUGCUGCAUACUGAUCCAAGGCCAUCCAAAGUUCAGGUUGAAGGUAUUGGGGAAAUUGAAGUUGGUCAUUUGUGGAAUCACCACCAGAUUCUUAGUCAGGCAUUUGAUUUGAAGGUGAGGAUGAUUGCAUAUUGGAGGAUUGUCCAGAGGAGGCUGAUUGACUGCAUUGCCUUGCAUUUAAUGUUGAGCAUCAAUGAUUUUAUUAACAAUGACUUAGAGAAGGAGAUUUGCCAUGAUUUAUUGUCUCCAAUUGGUGGUGGUAUUGAGAGGCUUUUGGAGGAAUCCCCUUCUAUUUCUGGGAAGCGUGAAAAGCUGAGCCGAAGUGUCAGAGUCCUCAGGGAGAGCAAGGAGACUGUUGCCAAUAUAAUGGACAGAAUUGGCAGUUAUGGUGAUCAUUAGUAGUGAUGUUUCAUGUUCUUGUUUGUGUCCCGUCCUCUGAACCAAGCUAUUCUACCAUCUUGUUUGUGUCCCGUUCUCCUUUUCUUUUUUUGUUUGGUUGUGUUAUUUUCAAGGUCGAUUUGAUGUUUCUUGUCUUUUGAUGUUUUUAUGAUCGACACAUGUUGAUUCGGUCAAUUCUGGAAGACUUCAUGUUAUGGUCUUGUUUGUUCUAUGUUAUUGAUGAC